Molecule: messenger RNA, 1470 nt
Organism: Camelus dromedarius (Arabian camel)
Lineage: Eukaryota; Metazoa; Chordata; Mammalia; Artiodactyla; Camelidae
Gene: C15H2orf81
Product: chromosome 15 C2orf81 homolog
Source: RefSeq, a predicted model, not a curated record
CGACGCACGCACGCACGCACGCACGCACGGCCGCUGGGUGGGGCCAGCAAUCCGGAAGUGCGGCUCGCGGCGCGGCUGCGGGGACGACCGUUAGACGGGGCGGCCGUUAGACCGGGGCGCCCUUUAGACCGGGGCGACCGCGGAGGGAGUAGGAAGCCCUGCAGCUGCGGGGUCUGAGCUGAGGCUGUGGCGAUGGCGGACAAAGGCUCGACGCAGGAGAGGCAGGCCCGAGACCCCAGAGUGACCUGAAGCAAGGCGGAAAAGGCGACAUCGCCUAAACUUACGGUGCCGCAGGGGGACGUCGUGCCUGGACGGCUCACUGAGGCGGAGGCGGCGAAGCUGAGGGCUCGCGAGGAGGGUGAGGAGGUGGUGGGCGACAUCCUGGAGGAGCUGGUGGACCCAGUGAUGGAUGCCGUCUGCAAAUCCUACCUGGAACGGCAGUGCAUUCCGUACGCAGUGAACGGGGCACGGGAGACCAUACUCCAUGUGGUCCAGAUGAGAUUUGUGCCCCAGGAUGAGGGAGAACCCCACCUGGCAGAGGACCCCACGUGGGCGGAGGACGAGGAACCCUCACCUUGCCCAAUUGACACCUGGGCUCUGGGGAGCCGUGCCCUCGCGGUGCGCGCCCUCCUCAGUGGAAAGGAAGAGGAGCCAAGGCAAAGUAAGCCCCGCCCCCAGCUCCUUCCCACCUCCCGCCCCCGCCGCGUCUCUGUUCUCUUCAGGGCUUCUCUGGGCUGCUCCUGCCUUAGUUCCUCUGUCUCCUGUGUCCGCAUCUCGCCGUCAGUUUUCUUCCCUCUCCCGCCUGGGGUUCCCAUCUGAGAGCUGGGUCCCAGCCCCAGCCUCCAAUUCCCUACUUUAAACCUAGGCCUACCGUCGCCAGGCUUCAGUUCGAAGCCGCCCUUCCCCAGUCCCGGCCUCUGCUUUCUCACCACGCACGUGCCCCACCCCCACCCCACCCCCCAUCCCCCCGUGGCCCGCAGCCCCAGAUCCAAACUAUGGCCAGGUGCCAAGUGGCCCAGCGGCUGGGAGGGGGAGGCCGAGGUGCUGGGUGAGCUGUGGGCGGGCCGCACCCGCGUACUCCCGCAGGGCCUGGACCCCAAGGAUCAGGAGAGCCAGGAUCUUCAGAAGGGGCCUCACCAUGCGCCUGGAGUCCUCAAGGCCAAGUCCCAGGUGGUGAGGAAGCCCACGUUGCUGCCGAAAGCGCCGAAGAUGGCUCCUGGUAUGAGCACGUGGAACCCCACCCAGGAGCUGCUUAGCUGUGCUGAAGCUCAACAGGAGGACAAAGAGGGCAGCACCUCUCGUCCCAUCCACACAGGUGCCCCAGAUCCCCAGGUGACGGUGGCACAGCUAACAGAAAAGUCAGGUCCCCAAAUAUCAUCACUCUACUCCAAACACCUGCCCCAUCCUGGGCCCUGAACCUCAGGCAGUGGGAAUCCCGCCUACUUUCUGUCUGUCUGCCAGAAAUAAACA